Pipistrellus kuhlii (Kuhl's pipistrelle) is the source of this 853-nucleotide messenger RNA. It is a transcript of the gene MANF, whose product is annotated as mesencephalic astrocyte derived neurotrophic factor. NCBI's taxonomy places the organism in Eukaryota, Metazoa, Chordata, Mammalia, Chiroptera, Vespertilionidae. Gene Ontology annotation, cellular component: endoplasmic reticulum. The transcript is spliced from 4 exons. The record is from RefSeq and is a predicted model, not a curated record. The coding region runs from base 76 to 615 and encodes 179 amino acids. Gene Ontology annotation, biological process: neuron projection development; dopaminergic neuron differentiation.
GGGAGCUACGGCGUGCGUCCGGAACCUGGAGGCGGCGGCGGGCGCGGUUCAGUCGGGCGGCGGCGGCGGUGGAGGAUGUGGGCCACGCACGGACUGGCGGUGGCGCUGGCUCUGAGCGUGCUGCCGGACGGCCGGGCGCUGCGGCCGGGCGACUGCGAAGUUUGUGUUUCUUACCUGGGAAGAUUUUACCAGGACCUCAAAGACAGAGAUGUCACAUUCUCACCAGCCUCCAUCGAAAAAGAGCUUGUAAACUUCUGCCGCGAAGCAAGAGGCAAAGAGAAUCGGCUGUGCUACUACAUCGGGGCCACAGAUGACGCCGCCACCAAGAUCAUCAACGAGGUGUCCAAGCCGCUGGCCCACCACAUCCCCGUGGAGAAGGUGUGCGAGAAGCUCAAGAAGAAGGACAGCCAGAUCUGCGAGCUGAAGUACGACAAGCAGAUCGACCUGAGCACAGUGGACCUGAAGAAGCUGCGGGUGAAGGAGCUGAAGAAGAUCUUGGACGACUGGGGGGAGACGUGCAAAGGCUGCGCCGAGAAGUCCGACUACAUCCGCAAGAUCCACGAACUGAUGCCCAAGUACGCCCCCAAGGCGGCCGGCGCACGGACUGAUUUGUAGGCGGCACCUGGCGGCACUUGGGGGAAGCAGCGGCUCAGCUGUGUCUUCCCCAAACAGCGUUUUGUAAUUUAUUUAGACCAGCUCCUGACCAUGGCCGGUGUGGAGCCUGGAGCUUUCCUGGUGGUGCUGGCUCUCCAGCAUCCUGUCGGGGGGUCGCUUCCUUCUGUUGCUGGUUUUCUCUGGGACUUCAAAGUGUGUCUGGGAUUUUUUUAUUAAAGGAAGAGAACUUCUAGCUGUC